Messenger RNA from Corticium candelabrum, 2779 nucleotides. RefSeq names its product gamma-aminobutyric acid type B receptor subunit 2-like. Gene Ontology annotation, molecular function: G protein-coupled GABA receptor activity. The record is from RefSeq and is a predicted model, not a curated record. The coding region runs from base 2 to 2542 and encodes 846 amino acids. Gene Ontology annotation, cellular component: membrane; G protein-coupled receptor heterodimeric complex. Gene Ontology annotation, biological process: G protein-coupled receptor signaling pathway; gamma-aminobutyric acid signaling pathway. The transcript is spliced from 16 exons. NCBI's taxonomy places the organism in Eukaryota, Metazoa, Porifera, Homoscleromorpha, Homosclerophorida, Plakinidae.
GAUGGAUUCUUAUUGCCACGCGUACGCCUUGGCUACCUUCUUUUUUCUGAUGCGUGUGGAUGCUGGACAGGGCCGUACUCGUUUGCAUAUCGGCGGCAUGUACCCGACAACCUUCAAUCACUUGGUUUACUCCAAACAAGGCUACCACGCCCUUCAUCUAGCAAUCAGUCACGUCAAUAGUAAUGCUCACAUUCUUCCUUAUCACGAGCUGGUCUUGCUACUGAACGACUCAAAGUGUGAUGUAGGAUUGACGCUCUAUCAAAUGAACCAGCUGUUGACGUCUCCCAAGGCGAAGAUGAUUGCUUUAGUUGGAGAGGCUUGCUCGCCCGUCACACAACCUUUGGCUGCGACAACUCAGCUUUGGAAUGUUCCUCUUUUCAAUUUUGUGUCUCAGUCAGAAAAGUUGGAAAAUAGGAUUAUUUAUCAAAGAUACUAUCAUGUUUUACCAACGGCGACUGGACUAAAUCGAGCUCGAGUUCUUCUGCUUAGCACCCUAAAUUGGAAAAAGUCUGUUGUGGUCAUAGAAUCAGCUGAACUUCAUACGCUGACAGCUAAGGAUUUCCGGGAAAGGGCUGAAAAGUUUGGUUUGGAUCUCCCAAGCUUACACGUAUUACCUGCCAAUAAUAACUUUACAGACACAGCACAACAAGUAAAGAAGGAAAACGUUCACGUGUUGAUAGGACUGUUUUAUGAAGACACAGCACGCCAGGUCAUUUGCACAUUCUAUAAGAAUGGAGUAUCUGCUCCAAAUUUUGUCUGGAUUUUUGUUGGCUAUUACGAAUCUGAUUGGUAUCUACUCUCUGAGACAACAAAUUGCACUCGAGAGGAAAUGAAACAAGCAGUCAAUGGUCAUUUUAUUAUCGAUUUUAUUCAGAUAAGCGAAAAUACUGACAAGCAGACGUGGAUUGGAAAAAACAUUAGAGAAACCGUUAGGGAAUUUCAAAUGAUAAUGAACAUGUCGUCCAGCACUCCUGUGGAUGAAACGUUUACGAAAUACAGUGCAUAUGGUUAUGACUUGAUACUUGCUAUGGCCAGAGUGAUUGACAUAGCAGUUCACGAACUGAACGCCACAGGACGAUUAGAUCAGAUUAAUCAUUUUACGUAUGACGAUGACCAUGUAGCCAACUUGUUCGAUUCAAUUCUUACAAACCGCUCGUAUUUGUCAAACGGUCGUGGACAGGAAUCGUUUUCAGUGGAGGGUCUUACUGGAACUGUUAAAUUCUUCAAUUUAUUAUCACCUGAUGAGAAAGAAGAGACCGGUGUUGUUAAAAUUAAAUAUAUUCGAACUUUGGUAGACGAAUCAGAUCAGGUAACUAACGUGGCUUUCUUCAACAAUCGUGAUGUGAAUGCUACUAAGAUAGAAGGAGUGGAGAAAAUCCCUUGGACAACUAGCGAUGGUACCGCUCCUCGUGAUUCAUCGAACAUUGUACUUGUACUCGGAGACAAAGGAGUAUUCAUAGCAGUGGCUGUCGUUGACUGUCUAUGCAUAUUGAUGGCAUUUGGUCUGCUAGUCUACAUCAAUCUCCAUCGUGAUCACAGUGUGAUAAAAAAGUCGUUUCCGUACUUAAGUAGACUCAUUGUAAGCGGCGGUAUUGUCAUAUAUGCUGUGGUUUUGCUUUAUGGGUUUGAUGGCAUAUUUUUCAAAUUUAAUCGAUCAUCACUGGCAUCUUGCUAUUUGCGUACAAUAUUAUUGGCUGUCGGUUUCACCGCAGUGUUUGGGAGUGUUCUAGUGAAGACGAUAACAAACCUUACAAAACGUGUAUUGGGCUCUAGAAUGCACGAGGACUCUUUGUUAUUACUGAACGGAAUUCUUAUAUUUGGCUGUCUUCUUCUCAUUGACUGUAUAUUACUGUCAUUGUGGGCUGGAGUGAAUCCGUGGCAGGAGAAAGAAGAAAUCAGAAGUAGCACAGUUCUACAGACAUAUAUACGACACAGGUGUGCCAGUGACAACAGCACGUUUUGGAUCUCGGGAUUGAUUCUGUACAAGGUUGUCGUUGUGUUGAUCUGUAUUACUGCUGUCACGAUUCGAGCUAAAGUAAAAACCACACAACAACAUGGAACAAGCGACUCUCCAUAUGUCGACUUAUCAGCAAUAUUUAGCUGUAUUAUCCUAAUCGUGCCUGCAUUUGGAUUUACGUUCAUCGAGCUACCAAAUGUGCGGUACUCGCUUGUAUCGGUUACUCUGAUGUUUACUGUAUCCGCAGUUCUGCUAAUUUAUUUCUACAGAAAGAUUCAGUGGAUCAGACAAGGGAUAGAAGAAAAUAGAGACAAUCCCCGAGCAGAUUAUCAUGAUGCCGAUAACGGUGGCAAUGUCGACCUUGAGGUUCAACAAGACACAUCUAGAGAACUGCAAGGGAUGAGGAGAAGAAGCAGAGACCUCAGAUUGACACUUGAGAAAGUGAUUGAAUGUACCCAUGGAUUGGACGACUGUUUGGUUCAAGAAGCGAACAGCAUACUCAGGAAUGAAGCUACUUUUGAUAGUGAAGAUGAGUCUGUGCUUGUCAACCAGUCAUCUACAAUUGCAGAAGGUUCUCUUUCUUAAGUCAUCCAGUGUCACUAUAUAAGUACAGUGUGCAUACACUGUAGAUCUUGUUACCUAAUAAUAUUAAUUAAUAAAUAUAAUAGUUACAGUUAAUUGCUAUGGUGUAAUAAACAGAACAAUGUAAUUAAUUAGCAUAUUGUAUAUUUCAACUCAGCAAUGGAAUUUGGCUUGUAAUUUGUUAAGCAUUUUUAUUAAGGUUUAGCGUAGGGAAGAGCUUGUAAGUAUAAUAGAUGUACA